Molecule: messenger RNA, 5103 nt
Organism: Hemisphaericaspora subhashii
Lineage: Eukaryota; Fungi; Ascomycota; Pichiomycetes; Serinales; Debaryomycetaceae
Product: aminophospholipid-translocating P4-type ATPase
Exons: 1
Coding region: 1-5103 (1700 amino acids)
Biological process (GO): phospholipid translocation
Cellular component (GO): plasma membrane
Molecular function (GO): ATP binding; magnesium ion binding; ATP hydrolysis activity
Source: RefSeq, a predicted model, not a curated record
AUGGCGAAUGGAGACCUGAAUAUUCCCAAGAAGAGUCCAUUCAAUGGUGAGAAUGAUAUUGAUUCCAUUGAUGAUGAUAAUUCAUCAAUAUUAAAAUCCCCAACAGUAGAAGAAUUUGAAUCUCAUUAUACAAAAUUUCCAAUUAACAACCAUCAGCAACAACAACAACAACAGUAUCUUCAUCCACAACAACAACAGCAUCGACAACAACAAAAUAUAGACGACGUGUUUUCUGAUGAAGAUUACGAUUCAGUUCCUCCUACUCCAGUAAUAGGAGUAUCUAGAUUUGAUAGAGAUAAUAGAAAUCAUACAACGAGGAAUCAAACGAACAAUUCAAAUACACCUCCGUCUACGGCAACAUCAGACGCGGGAAAUAAUAAUAGCGGUACUGGGAAGAUAAAGUCCCCAUUUUUAGAUCAGAACAGCGUGGCAUUUGAUGAUGAUAUCUUCCUACAGAAGCCCAAAUCCCCAUUCAUGAAAGAUGCUUUCGGUUUCGGUAAUAACGAUAUCGCUGAAGAAACUGAUGAAAUUUCAAACAACGAGGAUAUUGACGCUUCACCAUCAGCAACUAAAAGAUUGAGAUGGGGUACUACUCGUAAUAAACAUGGAAGACCUAAGAAGGAGAAUGUGAGUAGAUCAAUGACUCUCAGACGAAUACUCGAUCCUCAUAGACGAAAACAUGGAAAUAAUUCAUUAAGAUUGAAUUCAUUUAGAAGACCAAAUACACACUCAAUUGAUUUCCCAGAACGACAUCAUCAUGAGGAAUCAGAUGUGGAAGAAACUGCAGACCUCGAAACUGCCGAUCCUAAGAAUAGACGUGAAGACAAGAGAACAAUUGUUUUUAAUAGAGAAUUGCCUUCCGAAUUCAUCGAUCCAGAGAGCGGGAAGCCUGAUACGGAUUAUCCAAGAAAUAAAAUUAGAACAACUAAAUAUACACCAUUAUCAUUCUUACCAAAAAACAUUUUUAAUCAAUUUUAUCAUAAUAUUGCAAAUGUUUAUUUCCUUUUCAUAAUCAUUUUAGGUGCAUUUGAAAUCUUUGGUGUUCCUUCGCCGGUAUUGGCAGCAGUUCCAUUAAUUGUCAUUGUUAUCAUUACCGCAUUUAAAGAUGCUGUUGAAGAUUCAAGAAGAACUGUAACUGAUUUAGAAGUUAACAAUCAAUUCACUCAUAUUUUAUCUCAAAUCGAUCAUAAUAAUACUACCUAUCAAUAUAUCAAUCGUAAUGUUAAUGAUGAAAAAAUUUCAUUAUGGAGAAGAUUCAAGAAAAUGAACACCAGAUUAUUAGCUCGAUUCUGGGGUGCUUCGAAACGAAAUUUGACUAAAGAAGGUAGAGCUCAAAAGAUUAGAGAAAGGUAUAACCGAGAAAAUGGAAUUGACGACAUGCAACAAGCAAGAAAAUCAUUUGAUAGUGAUAUCGGAGAACAAAGUCCAAGGAACUCAAUUGAUGCAAAUCCAUUUAGUGAUGCAUUGAGAAAAUCUUUCCAACAAAACCGUCGGGAAUCAAGUAUGCAUCAUCGUAGAACUAAAACCCUUAAAUUUGUUAAGAAAUACUGGAAGGAUGUUAAAGUGGGUGAUGUAUUGCGUAUUUAUAACAAUGAUGAGAUUCCUGCUGAUUUGGUGAUAUUGGCUACAAGUGAUGAAGAUAAUUGUUGUUAUGUCGAAACUAAGAAUCUUGAUGGUGAAACCAAUUUGAAAGUGAAACAAGCGUUGAAGUAUUCGUCAAUUGAGCAAAAGAUCAAUAAAGCUGAUGAUUUAAUGGAUCAUUCUUUCCAAAUUGAUUCCGAGGGUCCACAUCCAAAUUUAUAUACCUAUCAAGGUAACUUGAAGUAUAGUAGUGCUAAUGGAGAACAGGAAUUACAAGAGCCAAUAACAAUUAACAAUUUACUUUUACGUGGAUGUUCAUUAAGAAAUACCAAAUGGGUAGUUGGGGUUGUUGCAUUUACUGGUGAUGAUACUAAAAUUAUGCUUAACGCUGGUAUUACUCCUACCAAACAAUCAAGAAUCUCAAGAGAAUUGAAUUAUUAUGUUUUACUCAACUUUUUACUUUUGUUUAUUAUUUGUUUCUUAUCGGGUUUAAUUAAUGGAUUAUAUUAUAGAACAACGGGUACUUCAAGAGAUUUCUUUGAAUUCGGUACUAUUGCCAGUACUCCUUUUUUGAAUGGAUUUGUGGGAUUCUUUGUUUCAUUAAUCUUAUAUCAAACUUUGGUUCCAAUUUCGCUUUAUAUCACCAUUGAAAUCAUCAAAACGGCACAAGUAUUUUUCAUUUAUUCUGAUAUUGGAUUAUAUUAUCCCAAAUUGGAUUUUCCAUGUACUCCCAAAUCUUGGUCAAUUUCAGAUGAUUUGGGACAAAUUGAAUAUAUCUUUAGUGAUAAAACCGGAACGUUAACUCAAAACUUGAUGGAAUUUAAAAAAUGUACAAUUAAUGGAGUUUCAUAUGGUCUUGCCUACACUGAAGCACUUGCCGGAUUAAGAAAACGAUUGGGAGUGGAUGUUGAUGCUGAAGCUACUGAACAACGGGAAUUGAUUAAGAAAGAUAAAGAAAGAAUGAUUGAUAAAUUACAUCAAAUAACCAAGAAUCAAACUUAUGAUGAUGAAAUCACGUUUGUAUCUUCUGAAUUCCUUGAUGAUUUAACUGGUGCAAAAGGUGCUGAACAACGAGCAUGUAAUGAACAUUUCAUGUUAGCUUUGGCACUUUGUCAUUCUGUGAUUACUGAACAAGAUCCAAAAAACCAACGUAAGAUGUUAUUGAAAGCUCAAUCUCCAGAUGAAGCAGCAUUGGUGGGUACUGCUAGAUCAUUAGGUUUUACAUUCAAAGGUGCAACCAAGAAAGGAUUAUUAGUUGAUGUACAUGGAGUAACCAAAGAAUAUCAAGUAUUAAACACUUUAGAAUUCAAUUCCACAAGAAAGAGAAUGAGUUCAAUUAUCAAGAUACCUCCAACUACACCAUCAGGACAACCUAAAGCUCUUUUAAUCUGUAAAGGGGCCGAUUCUGUCAUUUAUUCCCGAUUAAGUAAAACCGCCAAUGAUCCAAAUUUAUUAGAAUCCACUUCUAAACAUUUAGAAGAAUACGCAACUGAAGGGUUACGUACCCUUUGUAUUGCCAUUCGUGAAUUAAAUUGGGAUCAAUAUACUGCUUGGAAUCAGAAGCAUCAAAUUGCAGCCUCUUCUUUAGAUGAUCGUGAAGCUGAAAUGGAAGCUGUUGCUGAUUCGAUUGAACGUGAGUUGACCUUAUUGGGUGGUACUGCUAUUGAAGAUAGGUUACAAGAUGGUGUUCCUGAUGCGAUUUCAAUCUUGGCGGAAGCUGGGAUUAAAUUAUGGGUCUUGACUGGUGAUAAAGUUGAAACUGCUAUCAAUAUCGGGUUUUCUUGUAAUUUAUUAGGAAAUGAAAUGGAAUUGUUAGUUCUCAAAACAGCAUAUAGUGAAGAAGAUAUGAAUAAUAUGGAUGGUGUUAACUUUAGUCCUGGUGCAAGUGAGCAUUCAAUUAUUGAUACGAUGUUGACAUACUAUUUAGAAAAAUAUUUCCAAAUGGUUGGAUCAUUUGAAGAACAAGAAGCUGCAGCUUUGGAUCAUAGUCCACCAGAUGAAAGAUUCGGGGUUGUUAUUGAUGGUGAUGCAUUGAAAAUGGCCUUAUUAGAUCCUGACACCAAAAGAAAAUUCUUAUUAUUAUGUAAAAAGUGUCGUGCUGUUUUAUGUUGUCGUGUUUCUCCGGCACAAAAAGCUGCGGUGGUUAAAUUGGUUAAGGAUACUUUAGAUGUCAUGACUUUAGCAAUUGGUGAUGGAUCUAAUGAUGUGGCUAUGAUUCAAGCUGCUGAUGUCGGUGUGGGUAUUGCUGGUGAAGAAGGUAGACAAGCGGCUAUGUCUUCAGAUUAUGCUCUUGGACAAUUCAGAUUUUUGGCUAGAUUGUUGUUAACUCAUGGACGUUGGUCUUAUAAGAGAUUCAGUGAGAUGAUUCCUAGUUUCUUUUAUAAGAAUGUUAUUUUCAAUAUUGCAUUGUUUUGGUAUGGUAUUUAUAAUGAUUUUGAUGGAACAUAUUUAUUUGAAUUCACUUAUUUGAUGUUUUAUAAUUUAGCAUUCACUUCAUUGCCAGUUAUAUUUUUAGGGAUAUUUGAUCAAGAUAUUGAAGCCAAAGUUUCCUUGCUAGUUCCUCAAGUAUAUCGUAGUGGUAUAUUACGUACUGAAUUCAAUCAACGGAAAUUCUGGUGGUAUUGUGGUGAUGGUAUUUAUCAAUCAUCAAUCUCGUUCUUUUUCCCUUAUUUGAUGUUUGUUGUCUCGUUUGCUAAUGAAAAUGGUAAACCUUUUGAUCAUAGAUUUUGGAUGGGUAUAGUUGUUACAUGUAUCGCAUGUAUUUCAUGUAAUUUAUUCAUUUUAUUCCAUCAAUUCAGAUGGGAUUGGAUCAGUUCUUUGAUUGUUGGUAUUUCCAUCUUGAUUAUUUUCAUUUGGACCGGAUUAUGGACUACCACUACAUAUAGUGGAGAAUUUUAUAAGGCUGCUCCACAAGUAUUUGGUGCUGCGUCAUUCUGGGCAUGUGUUUUCGUUGGGGUUUUAUGUUGUUUGAUUCCUAGAUUCUUUUAUGAUUUUGUUCAAAAGAUUUUCUGGCCGAAAGAUAUUGAUAUUAUUCGUGAAUGUGUUGUUCGUGGAGAUUUCGAUGCUUAUCCAUUUGAUUACGAUCCAACUGAUCCUGAUCGAGUUAAGAUUAGUGCAUAUUCUAAUCAAGUCGUCAAUCGUAUGAGUAUGAGUUCAGCUAGAAACCAAGACAAUGGAAAGAGGGAGAAGUAUAACAAUCUGAAUUAUAAUUCAAGUGAUGAGAGGAAUGAUUGUGAAGUUUCAUAUAUAGAAACACCACCAACACCAAAACCAACACCACCACCAGGACAAGAAGGAGAUUAUGGUUCGCCUUCAAAGAGAAAGAAUAUGAUAUUUAAGAUGUUGAAGAAGGGAAGUGAAAGUACCACGAACUCAAGCAGUUUAGAUAAUUCAGCAUCUAGUGUUAUUACUGAAGAAAUACCGAUGCAAGAUUUUUCUGACAAUCAAAGACGAGCAGCAAGGAUAAGUGAGGAGACUAGAAGAACGUCCCCACCAUACCACAAUAAUUAUCCGCCCACGUAA